Molecule: messenger RNA, 2925 nt
Organism: Nilaparvata lugens (brown planthopper)
Lineage: Eukaryota; Metazoa; Arthropoda; Insecta; Hemiptera; Delphacidae
Product: gastrula zinc finger protein XlCGF57.1-like
Exons: 6
Coding region: 225-1814 (529 amino acids)
Biological process (GO): regulation of transcription by RNA polymerase II; central nervous system development
Cellular component (GO): nucleus
Molecular function (GO): DNA-binding transcription factor activity, RNA polymerase II-specific; RNA polymerase II cis-regulatory region sequence-specific DNA binding
Source: RefSeq, a predicted model, not a curated record
UAUGACAGUAGAUGUUGACUUCAUCGACUUUCAGUAUGAAUAUACAAUAGGCCAUGUCCCGUGUCUAUUCUAUAACUGGUCUAAGGGUACAGGCCUCUCCAUUGUCAAAAUUUAUGUUGAAGCUUUAUUAUUUAUUUGUUAUUAGCGUUACCUACAUUCCAAGAAUAAAAAAAGGUAAAAGUGACUAUUUGUGCCGUAAUAAGUGACAUUAACCUAGGAAAAUCAUGGAGCCUACUGUAAAGUCUGAGCCAAUGGAUUCUGCUGAAUGGCCAGAAGACAUGGCCGAUGUCAAAGUUGAGAUUGACAUAGACUACACCAUGUCCUGGCUUGGCAAGCAGGAGAUUCUGCAUGAAGAACAGGUGUCAUCCAUCCCAGUACAAGUGAAUGGAACAACUCUUCAUGAAGAAGGCGUAGACAUGGAGGAAAACGAAUGUAAAGAAAAAGAACAACUAUCUAGCAAAGAGACAACUCUACCCACUGACCAUGUCAAACUGGAUCACAUUCAAGUGCUAGAUAGAAUUUCCACAGCGUUAAACCAAAGGCAGAGCUCAAAUGAUGAUUUUAUGGCGACAGUUACUGUUAAAAAGGAGGAGGAGGAGGAGGAGGAUGAUAGCAGCCAGCAACCAGCUGCAGUGGAAGAUGAUUGCAGCCAACAACAUUAUCUAAUCCCUGGCUACAACAUGAUCUUCAUCAAAGAGGAUGCAUAUGAUGAGAAAGAGGCUGAGUAUAGUUCAGUGAAGAGUGAACCAGAGAUGUGGCCUUCAAACUGCAGCACAUCUGGCCGAGACUAUGCAACAGAAGUGGGUGGACUGAAUGAGCAUUUAAUUUCUCCAGUGGAAAAGUGCACUGAGUCAUCUGUGGCUGGCAAAAAGACCAAGCUCUACAGCUGUGCUCACUGUAGCUUUAUAACACCAUGGUUCAGUCGUUUGAAGGUACACAUUAGAAAACACACUGGAGAAAAACCUUUCAGCUGCGAAUUUUGUGUUUUUAAAAGUGCUAGGUUAGGUGAUUUGAAAGCACAUAUCAGAACACAUACUAGAGAAAAACCUUUUAGUUGCAAAUUUUGUGACUAUAAAUGUGCUCAGUUAGGUCAUUUGAAAGCACAUAUCAGAACUCAUACAGCAGAAAAACCUUUCAGCUGUGAGUUUUGUGACUACAAAAGUGCUCAUUCAAGUCAUUUGGAAAGACAUACCAGAACACAUACUGGAGAAAAACCUUUCAGCUGCGAGUUUUGUGGCUACAAAAGUGCUACAUUUGGUAAUUUGAAAAGACAUAUCAAAACACAUACUGGGGAAAAACCUUUCAGUUGCGAGUUUUGUGACUUCAAAAGUGUUCAGUUAAGUAAUUUGGAAGCACAUAUCAGAACACAUACUGGAGAAAAACCUUUCAGUUGCGAGUUUUGUGACUUCAAAUGUUAUACGUUAGGUCAUUUGAAAGCACAUAUCAGAACUCAUACAGCAGAAAAACUUUUCAGCUGCGAGUUUUGUGACUACAAAAGUGUUCAUUCAAGUCAUUUGGAAAGACAUACCAGAACACAUACUGGAGAAAAACCUUUCAGCUGCGAGUUUUGUGACUACAAAAGUGCUACGUUUGGUAAUUUGGAAAGACAUAUCAGAACACAUACUGGAGAAAAACCUUUCAGCUGCGAGUUUUGUGACUACAAAAGUGCUCAUUCAAGUCAUUUGAAAGCACAUAUCAGAACGCAUACAGCAGAAAAACCUUUCAGCUGCAAGUUUUGUGACUACAAAAGUGCUCAUAAAAGUCAUUUGAACAGACAUACCAGAACACAUACUGGAGAAACGACUUCCAGCUAAGUGAGUCCUUCAUAUAUGAUGAAUUUGAUAAUCAUGGCUUAUUAUUGAUUUAGCCAUGGGCUAUCAAACACUUAUUUACCAAACAUAUUACUUUCUUAAUAUUUGUGAACGUGAUAUCGACUUAUCAUUGAUCUCAUUUUUUAGGUGACCUACCUUUAGAGGGUUAUGUGAUGUUUUAUUAUUGUUUGGAAUAAUCUAAAAUCGAUUAAUAACAUGCAAUUUAAAUGGAGAUUGUUGCAUCAUUGUGGCAAGCCUUGGUCUGCACUGCAACAAACUUUUAGUGGUCAUUAUACAUUUCCAUUUAUGGAAACUUUACAAAUUGGAAAGAAUUUGAUGCUCUAUAAGCCCAUAAUCAGUAUGGAUUUUUUCCAUUAAACUUUGAAAAGUUAUUAGAGCAACAAUAUAGAAAUUGGGGGCAAAUGUGGUUUUUCAAAAAUGCCUUCAAGAGCAGAUAUUUCAAAAACUAUAUAGAAGAUAUAGAAAAAUUUGUUGAUGAAUAUUGUAGGAAAUAAUGUAAACUUCAAUUUUGUAUAGAGUAGUCAUGUCCGUAAGAUGCAUAGGUUUUGAGUUAUAUGCUAGAAACAAAUAAAAAUCACCUUUGAACCACCAUCACUCCCUUAUCACUGUAGGUAGAGGUGGGGACUUGUGUUAUGUUUACCUCAUAACUUCCCUUAACAGACUUGCGAGGUCAAACUUUUCCUUUCAUACCCUUUUUUGAGCAUCCAUUGUCUGGACUAGAUACAUAUAUUGCUUAUUAAUAUAAUAUAUAAAGACAAAGUAGACAGAAGAAAAGGAGCAAUGUGCAUUUCACCAAACUCCAGGUGCAGAUAUACUCUGUAGCAGAUUUACUGGGACUCAGAAAUGCAUCCACAUAGCAGCACUUAUACUCCCUACAAAAUUACUAUUAGCCCAAGCAAUGAAUGCUCAAAAAAGGGUAUAGAGGUAAUAGUUGGCUUCUCGAAUAAAACUAAAAAACUAUGUAUCUUGAGGACUUUACUGUCACAUAACAAAUUAAAGCUUACAUGAUUUCCUACAAUAUUCAAUCUACAACUUGUUUAUAUAUCCUCUAGUUUUCGAGUUAUCUGCUCUUGAAGGUGUGUGAUUGUUGAAA